Zychaea mexicana is the source of this 735-nucleotide messenger RNA. RefSeq names its product nucleotide-diphospho-sugar transferase. The transcript is spliced from 3 exons. The record is from RefSeq and is a predicted model, not a curated record. Lineage: Eukaryota; Fungi; Mucoromycota; Mucoromycetes; Mucorales; Lichtheimiaceae. The coding region runs from base 1 to 735 and encodes 244 amino acids. Gene Ontology annotation, cellular component: endoplasmic reticulum membrane.
AUGUUAACCGAGACCACCGAGUUUUUACAAAAGCGAAAAUUGCAAGACAAGAACUUUUCGUAUGAAAUACUGAUUGUGGACGAUGGCAGCCGAGAUCGUACUGUUCAAGUAGCCCUGAACUUUGCUAGAGAGCAUCAGGACGUGGAUAUUCGUGUGCUCGCACUAGAAAAAAACAGAGGCAAGGGCGGUGCGGUAACUCAGGGCAUGCUGGGUGCACGAGGCGAAAGGUGCUUGAUGGUCGAUGCGGAUGGUGCUACACGAUUCGCGGAUUUGGAAAAACUCGAAGGUGCUCUGGAUAAAGUAUCAAAGGACGGAUAUGGAGUAGCUGUUGGAUCCAGAUCGCAUUUGGUAUCUACGGAGGCGGUUGUCAAGCGCUCGUUUGUCCGAAACUUUUUAAUGCGAUGCUUUCACAGCAUGGUCUACUUACUCGGCAUUCGAGGCAUCGAGGAUACCCAGUGCGGCUUCAAAUUAUUUACCCGCAAGUCCGCCCAGCUCAUAUUCCCCAAUAUGCACGUGGAGCGAUGGAUUUUUGACAUUGAGUGCUUGAUGAUUGCUCAGCUGUCCAAACGGAUACCCAUCCAGGAAGUCCAGGUGAACUGGCAUGAAAUUGACGGAAGCAAAAUCAACCUCAUGAUGGAUUCAGUUCAGAUGGCACGUGAUCUAUUAUUGAUACGUUUAAAUUAUGUAUUAGGCUUAUGGGCUGUGGAUGCAAAUAAAGCAAUCAAGAGCCAAUAA